AUUGCUGAGCUUGGUAUCUGUCCUACUGUUGACCCAUUAGAUUCUACAUCUCUCAUGUUUUCGCCACACAUUCUGGGAGAAGAACACUACAACACUGCUCGUGGUGUUCAAAAGGUUCUUCAAAACUAUAAGAAUCUUCAGGAUAUCAUUGCCAUUUUGGGGAUGGAUGAACUUAGUAAAGAUGACAAGUUGACUGUUUCUCGUGCACGAAAGAUUCAAAGGUUCUUGAGCCAACCGUUCCAUGUUGCUGAAGUUUUCACCAGAGCCCCAGGAACGUAUGUAGAGCUGAAAGAGAGUAUUACCAGUUUCCAGGGAGUAUUGGAUGUAAAAUACGAUGAACUUCCUGAUCAAUCAUUUUACAUGGUUGGUGGCAUUUAA
Molecule: messenger RNA, 378 nt
Organism: Ilex paraguariensis (yerba mate)
Lineage: Eukaryota; Viridiplantae; Streptophyta; Magnoliopsida; Aquifoliales; Aquifoliaceae
Source: the annotation of a GenBank genome assembly